CCCAGAUUCCGCCCCCGCAUAUCAGCCCCCUCUUCAACUUAUAACUCACUUGACUCAACUCUCAUCUCCUCUCCUCACUUGCCUAGUCACAACUCUUACAUACAACUAAAUAUCUCAUAAUGGGUACGAUUUCGAUAAGAAAGUUCAUUCGCUGGCUCCCAGACGAGGCCUCUGAGCCAACAUCGACUAUAGUCGUAACAUCACCACGCCUCAAGCGCUUCGUUGAUCUACGCAUUCUCCUCCCCGAUAACGACCCAUCAUGGACCGGUCAAGAUGAACCCCUUCCUCUAUCUCGUCUAGACUGGGCCAUAGCCGGCACAACAGUAUCCACCAAAAUCCCCGACCCAGACGGAAACUUGACUUCCCACUCAACGUUCCACCAAUGGAUAUCAUCCCGCACUCUCGACUCCGACGCCGGCUUCAUGUACCCUCAACCAAACGAUCUAACCCUCGAAAAGGGAAGUAUGGUUAACCCUGAUACUGGAAUCGACACAGCGUAUGAAGAGCUAUGGCAUGAUGCUACGCCAACUGCUGUGCCUGGCGAACCAGCUGUCAGAGCGCUUGUUCUUCAAACGGAGGAUGAGAAGAACGGAGUGAGGGGCUCAGUAGUGAGAUUGGGAUGUUAUGCGCAGGGGCUGAUCAGAGUUGGAGAGAAUAUUUCACUCGAAAGAUGGGAGUGGAAAGAGGGGUGGAAGAGGACUAUUAGAAUGGGAGAUGCGGAAUUGCCGAUUGAGAAAAUUCUGGGCGAAGAGACAUUGAAAGAGGGGGACACGGUUGAUGUUGGUGGGAGAGAAUGGAAAGUUAUUGAAGAGAGUGGGAAAGACGGGUCAAAGUUGUGAUGGCAGUUCACAUGAUCUAAAGCAGUCAACUCAAUUACACUCAUGUGAGCCUCAAUUAUCAUCAGCGCAAACUCUCUCGGUCCGCUCGACCGAGUUUGAAAUGCAUUUUGUCUACACAUCUGUGUAGCGGCACUUAACAAGUCUUUGAACUCUCACACUAAUCACUACAGCGAUGCUCUCUCGCAUGCCGUCUCCAUCCAGUUCAUUUAGGUCCCCCUCUGGUAGCUUUUGUCUUUCCUCCCCGGUCUUUCCGUCAUCUAGUAGAACCACCUUCUAGGCCAUCCACCGCUGAGCAUCGCAAACAAACGCAUUAUAAAACUUGAUCCUCCUCUACUUUGGUCCAUACAGCAAAGCCCGCUCCGGGGACUUCCUCGUCCCAUCAUGCUUCUUAUAAAAACUCGAACAACAUGCGUAGAAAUUUCCACGAUGUAAAAGCAAAACGCCCUUCCAUGGUUUAAACAAUUGUGUUCGUAACCGAUCAACAUCUUCUGAAACCGAAACCUGUAAGCAAGGCGCAAUAAAACAGUGAAUGCGCAAACGAUAUCGCAAUCGAUAUCGCAAUGUGAAGCUUAGACAGCCCAGCUGCCUCGUCGUUCUCGGACACCCCAUCCAACGGGGUCCAUGCUGUCGAGGUUGGGGUGCUGUCUAGCCCACUCCUUAAUAUAGGAUUGGAGAGCAUGCCAUCGAGGGCAUCUCUGAUCGCGAGGCUUGUCGGCCUCUGAUUCGACGAGGUGGCCUUGGGCGAGUUGCUUCUCAUCAUCUCUCUCAAGGUCUUCAAUACUCAUCAAGCUAAUACGUGAAAGCUCGCCAUCAAAAGCGCGGGCCAUAGCAGGAUAGCCUAGCGAUAGAUAGUUGUACACUUGGGUGACAAAGCUAUCAUCAAACUCCUGAUCAAUCUUAUCUUCGAGCUCUGCAUGUGCCUUUUCCUUCUGCAGACGCUCGUUAAUACCAUGCAGCAUGUGGAGUCCCUUGGGGGGACCGGCCCGUGUCCGGUGCUGCGCUACACCGUUGGCCUGGCCAUUGGCUGCUCCGAUCAUGGCAGGCUCGUCUGUGUAUGGUGGAGAGCUGAUUUUUGAAGCGUCACCGGGAGUGGCCGCCGGUCUGGGCGUGGCGAGCAUUGGUGGGGCAUGCAGGUCUGCUGGCACCAGGUAGUUGUCAUUCGAGUCUGAUCUGAAGCAAUAGCCUCUCCAGAGACCAUUCUGACCCGAAAGAUCCCGGAACUUCUCUUCGGCAUGGCGUUCUGCGAAUGGGUGAUCGGGCUCGAGCUUGGUCUGCUUGGGAGACGGACACCUCCGGAAAACGAGGUCUUUGCCGAGCAUGGGCGGUGUGACACCCAGACGCUUCUUCUGGAACGAGGGAGCAGGCGAUCCGCGUCCGAAAGGUCGGUAUCCGAAGGGUCGGGCGAGGUUGCGCGUGGCAGCAAAGCCGCCGGUGUCUGGGGGUAUUUGAGAAGCUUUGGCGUACGGGACAUCUGCAGAUCUAACGGCCGGGGCCGAUGGGAUGAAGGGCAUCGUAGAUUCGCCAAUGUGUCGGGAUGCUGCAGGUGCCGGGGACGAUGCCUUGCUGCGUUGCUCGGCUGUCAAAUAAGAUUCUGUGUCAAGCAACGGCAUAUGCGUCUCACCAAUCGGGCCACUGACACCGAUCGAUGACCGCUUGCUACUGCUAUCACGAGGGGUGUUCGAGGUGGUCCACAUCGGAUCCGGAGGAGGUUCAAGGUCCAUUGCAUCGAGGUCUGCCGUAUCGGUUCGCAUCAUAACAUCCUCGUCCUUCUUAACCGCUGGUGCUUCCACUGCAGGUUCUUCAACGAGGGUGUCCAUCUCCCCAGGCUUCUCGUCAAUCGCCAUAGCAUCCUCAUCUUUCUGCUGUUGUUCCUGCUCCUGCUUGGCCUCGACAUGCUCCUGCAUGUGUUUAUGCCACCAGCCGAGAUUGCUGUCGGACGAUUGCCGCCGCACAUUGUGAUGGUGUUUGACGGGAUGGCCAUGGUGAUCAUGCACGGGAGAAGUGCUCUCGGGAGAUUGAUCACUUCCUGAACUCUCACGGAAGUAAAAAUGAUCGACAUUUCCUUCACGAACGUGACUGUUGGGGAACGCGGCGAGAGCGGCCUCCUGCAUCUGGCGCUCCGCCUCCUUCGCAGCGAUCUCUAGCAGAAACGAAACGACAUUCUCAUCCUCGGAUUCGCGACGUCUGGGGCCAUUGGAAGGGGAUUCGUGGGCAUCGUCUCGCCGCCUGCCGCGGUGUUUUGUGGCGGUGUAAAUGUUCUUUGUGUAAGGGGUAAUGUCGGUCUUGUCGGUAGGUUUGGUCGCAGGUCCUGCAUCUCCAACUCUGCGGCUUCUACGGGACGAUUCGAUCAACUGGGGAGCGAAGCGUCGCUUUGGUCGCUGCUGGUGCUUCUUCUGCAACUCAUUCAAGCCAGGUGAGGGAGAACGAGGCGAGGGCUCGGGUGUAGGUUCGGGAUUAGGUCUCAUUGUGCGAGGCGUCUUUUUCUCAUCUGAUCUGUUGCUUGAUCGACUGGUUGAAAAUGUGGUCUCAAUGGGCUCUGGAACAAACCGUCGCCGAGGUUUGUCUGUCGUGGCCAUGAUGAGGGGAGGAGAAAGAAAAGACCAGGGUUCGGGAAUAGAUGACUCGUGCGGACUUGACUGGGUUGAUGCGAGCUCGUUCGUACUUGGCCUACGUUGCGCUCGCUCGCUCGCGGUGCCUGUGCCUGUCCUGUGCUUGUGAUGGAGGGGCAGGGGGGGACAAAAACAAGUGAGUAAUAGUAGUGUUUGCCUUAGGUAAGGGCAAUGAGAAGACCGCAAUUGGGGUAGACCGCAGGAUGUUUCGGUGGAGGAAGGGUAAAAGGCUAUAGUGGGAAGGGGAAAAGAAGAAAAGUAGAAGGGAAGAUUAAAAAAAUGUGAAGGUGGUUUGCUAGUGACGACAGUCAACUUUUGCUCUGGUAGAGAAAAGCAGUUGGAAUAAGAGACUCCGACUGCGCGGGCGACCUUGGUUUUAGCAACAGCAGAGGCCAGAGCAAAAAGAGCGGGCGGGGCGAUAGAGGCACCUCACCUCACUAAACAGUACAGUACCAGGAUAAGUCUGUUUUCGGUAGUAGAGGUACAUGGAUGGAAUUGUCUCUGAUCCAUCCAUUCAUUCUCUUGGUGACGAGAAUGGAAGCGGGAAAUGGCUGGCGUCCGACGCCGGCGGUCACAAGUUCACAUUUCAGUCAAAUCAACGGGCAACGGACCCUUGUCAAUGGAUGGAGUGU
Messenger RNA from Fusarium odoratissimum NRRL 54006, 4080 nucleotides. RefSeq lists its product as uncharacterized. The record is from RefSeq and is a predicted model, not a curated record. NCBI's taxonomy places the organism in Eukaryota, Fungi, Ascomycota, Sordariomycetes, Hypocreales, Nectriaceae. Bases 120 to 839 code for a protein of 239 amino acids. The transcript is spliced from 2 exons.